Molecule: messenger RNA, 826 nt
Organism: Drosophila kikkawai
Lineage: Eukaryota; Metazoa; Arthropoda; Insecta; Diptera; Drosophilidae
Product: rab-like protein 3
Source: RefSeq, a predicted model, not a curated record
GUUAGUACUAAGUUGGUUAGAAUUUCGGUUCCUAAUCUUGAAAUUUCGACAAGUUGUGCGAAAAUGACACAGAAACCGAUCCAGCUCAAUGAUGUGCCCACGGUCCGCAUCCUUAUGUUGGGCGAUAAAGGUGUGGGCAAGACGAGCGUGACCAAUUUGAUGGCCUGCACAGUUGAUACGCCAACGGUCGCCUCUAGAUCUGUGAGCCAUCCCUAUUAUAACAUCCAGGUACGGCUGCACGAGUAUCCCAACACGGCGGAAUUGCCGCCAACGCCCACCUGGACAUCGCACUCCUCGUCGGAGUAUCUGGAUAAAACAGAGUUCCCCCGGCGCAUGCCACUCACAUCCGAUAUCCUGUAUUUCGUGGAAUUCAUCGAUAUGAAUAGCCCAUGUAGCAUGCAGCGCUUACAACGUAGGGCCAUGUUCCAGAAGAUCGAUGGCAUUGUCCUGGUGUACAAUCUGCAGGAUCCCCGUUCGCAGGACAACCUGCACGACUAUCUAUACGAGCCGUUGCGUCAGAUUUGCAAGCGUCGCCACGGACGACGUCAUUCGAUCUUGAAGACCAAUCACGUGCCCAUUGUGGUGGUGGCCACCAGGCUGGACAAGUUGAUACACCUACCGCUGCGUCGCUGUAGCAUUGCCCAGCAGUUGAACGCCGAGGAGAUUCUGGUGAAUGGACAGGAUCCCAAGAGUUUUGCGGACAAGAGCAACAAUCACAACAAGCUGUGCGGCUUCCUUAAUCGCGUGGUUGAAUUCAAGGAGCGUAAACCAAACGCGCAACCAAGUCCUUUUUGAAACUUGAAUACUUUAUAUAUAUUUUAUAGAU